Molecule: messenger RNA, 1221 nt
Organism: Olea europaea var. sylvestris
Lineage: Eukaryota; Viridiplantae; Streptophyta; Magnoliopsida; Lamiales; Oleaceae
Exons: 1
Coding region: 1-1221 (406 amino acids)
Source: RefSeq, a predicted model, not a curated record
AUGAUUACCCAAAUUGUUGAGGAAAACAAGGAAAUCAAAACUCAUAUGUCCAAAUUAACUAAUGCCUUAACUGUAGUUGAGCGGGGAAAAUUUCCAGCACAAGCUCAACCAAACCCUAGGGGACAACAUAUGGCACAAAUCUCGGGCUCAAGAGAAAACAUCCUUAAGGAAGUUAAUGCCAUAACCACUCGGUCCGGUAAGGUUAUUGAACCAACCUCCAAACUUAGGGAAGAUGAAAAGGACCCUAUCAAUUCAGAAGAGAGUACCCCUAGCGAGGAGGUAUUGAAAAAUCCACCGCGAGUACCCUUUCCUCAAGCUCUUAAAUCCACCUCGAAAUCUAUUGGUCAACAUAGUGAAAUCUUAGAGCACCUUAAACAAGUAAAGAUCAAUUUACCUCUUUUACAUGUGAUCUCCCAGGUUCCUACGUAUGCUAAAGUCCUAAAAGACUUAUACAAUGUGAAGAGGAAACAUCAUGUCAAGAAAACCGCUUUCUUGAUUGAGCAUGUAAGCGCUGUAAUUGAGCAAAGGAUCCCUCCAAAGUAUAAGGACCCUGGUUGUCCUACCGUUUCUUUUGUUAUUGGGAAUCAUGAGAUUUCACAAGCCCUUAUUGACCUAGGGCCUAGUGUUAACAUCAUGCCUUACUCUAUUUACUUGUCAUUAGGCCUAGGAGAAAUAAAACCUACAUCUGUAAGUUUACAAUUGGCUGAUCGAUCCACAAUACGAAUAAGGGGUGUAGUCGAGGAUGUGCUAGUACAAAUUGAUAAAUUUUGUUACCUCGUUGAUUUCUUGGUUUUGGAUUUAAAUGAAGAUGUGAAUGUUAACUCCAAGAUUCCCAUUAUUCUAGGUAGACCUUUUCUUCCCACAGCUAAUGCUCUUAUCAAUUGUAGGAAUGGUCUAAUGAAACUAUCAUUUGGGAACAUGACCCUGAACGUCAACAUCUUUCACAUCAUGAAGCAACCUGAGAAAGAUGAUGAGUGUCAUCAACUAUACAUGAUUGACGUACUCAUUGAGAAGGAAGUACAUGCGCUUAUUGACCCCGACCCUUCAAAUUCUUUCCUUUUAAAUUCUGAAAUUCCUGCAGGGUAUGAUAAUGGGGAAUAUACUGACAUUUGUGCUGCUUUUGAUGAUUUUCAGGAUUAUGGGACACCACCAGUGACUACUUCCAAUGAGUUUGGUGAAAUGCAACGAAGGUUGACAACGCCCUGGCUGAAUGCGGGCUAA